ACACAACAUAUAUGCAUGCAUGACUGUCAGUAACUUCGGAUAAAAAUCAUCUGCUAAAUUGCAUGAUAUUGUUAUAUUAUAAGAGGUUUGACAAAAAAGGGCGGCUUUUUUUUCAGUUGUGGUCAAAAAGACGAAGAUAUUGAUAACUAACCCUGUGUGUGAGCUCUUAUUUUACCACUUCCCCAUCUUCAGGAAGUGUAUUAGGUGACGUAACAAACGCAGGCCCAAUACAUCGCAGUAACACAUCUCACACGAAAGACAUCGUAGUGACUUUCCCUCCAUGAUAAGAUGGUUUUUCUCAACUUCACCGAUUCCUCAAAACUAGUAGCCACAAUGGCAUCACGUUCCCCUCCAAAGGACUGUGGCUUUAAUGAAGAUACCUUAAAUAUGGCUAUAUCAAGUCUCUACUUCCUGUUGUUCAUCCCGGCCCUCAUCAUCAAUGGGGUAGCAGUCUGGGUCUGCAUGCAACUUCGUUCAACGUCCACCUUCAUGGUGUAUCUGAAGAACCUUCUGGCCGCUGACCUUCUCAUGACCCUGACCAUCCCUGUCAAAGCAGCCAAUAUCCUGCCCAGCACUCCACUGACUCUGAAGGCCUUUGCCUGUCGCUACUCUGAUGUUCUUUUUUACCUCUGUAUGUACAUGAGCAUCAUUCUGUUGGGCCUCAUCAGUCUGGACCGCUUCUUCAAGAUCGUCAGGCCCUGUGGCAGGUUGUUGGGUCAGAACCUUGUCUUCGGCAAAGUGCUGGCUGCUUCCAUCUGGGUGGUGCUGUUGUCCACUGCUGUCAUUCCAACCAUGAUCCUGACCAAUCAGGAUCCCACAAACAAGACUAAACUAUUCUGUAUGGCAAUGAAGAGCAAUGCAGGACAAUAUUUCCACAGUGGCGUGGUCAAAUUAAACAACGCAAUCUUCUGGGUGGUGUGUGUUCUUAUUUGUUUCUGCUACAUAUGCAUAGCAAGGAAGGUUUUUCAAUCAUACAGGAAAUCAGGAAGCAGCAAUGACGAAGGGAGGCAUAAGACCAAAGUGCGUGUGUUUUUGGUUCUGGUGGUUUUCCUGACAUGUUUCGGACCCUACCACGCCAUACGGCUCCCCUACACCUUGCUUCAGGUUACCUCAACAACCAGCUGCACUAAGGUUACCUUACAGAUCUCUAAGGAGUUCACCUUGUGGAUGUCAGCCAUGAACGUCUGUCUGGACCCUCUCAUCUACUUCUUCCUGUGUAAGCCCUUCAGGAUCACCCUGUUCAAGACGCUCCGUCUCCCACCUGGGACCUGUAGCUGGCUCACUGGGAGAGGACCCAACACAAUAGAGGAUCAGACCCCAACACAGGAGGGAGACUCCUGUGCCUGUACAGAAAAUUAAAACUCUUUGGAAAUAUCUACUUCAUGUUGUGAGAUGUUCUGUUUGACAGAGUAUAAUACUGGUACCUGGUGGAGGGUUAACUAUCCAAAGAGUUAUACUAGAAAUGAAUCCACCAGGUGUAAAGUACUAUCCUACUCUUUAUAUUAGCAAUGCUACGUUACAGCCUUAUUCUAAAACAGAAUAACUACAUUUUUUCCCUCAUAAAUCUACACACAAUACCCAAUAAUGGAGGGCCGUACAGGCCCCAUUUAACAUCGAUGUGGUUGUAAUGGAGCGAGAUUCUUGGUGUCCACAUCACCAACAAACUGUCAUGGUCCAAACACACCAAGACAGUCAUGAAGAGGGUACUACAACACCUUUUCCCCCUCAGGAGACUGAAAAGAUUUGGCAUGGGUACUCAGAUCCUCAAAAAGUUAUACAGCUGCACCAUCGAGAGCAUCCUGACCGGUUGCGUCACCGCCUGGUAUGGCAACUACCCGGCAUCUGACCGUAAGGCGCUACAGAGGGUAGUAAGUACGGCCCAGUACAUCACUGGGACCAAGCUUCCUGCCAUCCAAGACCUUUAUAAUAAGUGGUGUCAGAGGAAGGCCCUAAAAUGUGUAAAAGACUCCAGUCGCCCAGGUCAUAGACUGUUCUCUCUGUUACCCCACGGCAAGUAGUACCGGAGUGCCAAGUCUAGGUCCAAAAAGGCUCCUUAACAGCUUGUACCCCCAAGCCAUAGCACUGCUGAAUGGCCACCAGGACUAUUUACAUUGAUACCGCCCAUCCUCCAUUUGUUUUUACACUGCUGCUACUCGCUGUUUAUCAUCUAUGCAUAGUCACUUUACCCCUACCUACAUGUACAAAUUAUCUCAACAAACCUCUACCCCCUCACAUUGACUUGAUACCGGAAGCCCCUGUAUAUAGCCUCGUUAUUGCUAUUUUAAUGUGUUACUUUUUAUUUUAUUUUAUAUUUUUUACUUUAGUUUAUUUAGUAAAUGUUUCCUUAACUCUAUUUAUUGAACUGCACUGUUGGUUAGGGCCUGUAAGUAAGCAUGUCACUGUAAGGUCUACCUACACCUGUUGUAUUCGGCGCAUGUGAUAAAUAACAUUUGUUUUGAUUUGAUUUGAUUUAUUUGGAAUGACAAAGCAAAAACAGGAAUGACAAAGCAAAAACAAUUUUGGGGAUUUGUUUGCUAAAAACAGACAUACCUUAUUUACAUAAGAAUUCAGACCCUUUGCUAUGAGACUCUAAAUUGAGCUCAGGUGCAUCCUGUUUCCAUUGAUCAUCCUUGAGAUGUUUCUACAACUUGAUUGGAGUCCACCUGUGGUAAAUUCAACUGAUUGGACAUGAUUUGGAAAGGCACACACCCGUCUAUAUAAGGUCCCACAGUUGACGGUGCAUGUCAGAGCAAAAACCAAGCCAUGAGGUCAAAGGAAUUGUCCGUAGAGCUCCGAGACAGGAUUUUGUAGAGGCACAGAUCUGGGAAAGGGUACCAAAACAUUUCUGCAGCAUUGAAGGUCCCCAAGAACACAGUGGAACCACCAAGACUCUUCCGAGCAGCAGGGACUGGAAGACUAGUCAGGAUAGAGGGAAAGAUGAAUGGAGCAAAGUACAAAGAGAUAUUUGAUGAAAACCUGCUCCAGAGUGUUCAGGACCUCAGACUGGGGCGACGGCUCACCUUCCAACAGGACAACAACCCUAAGCACCCAGCCAAGACAACGCAGGAGUGGCUUCGGGACGAGUCUCUGAAUGUCCUUGAGUGGCCCAGCCAGAACCCCGACUUGAAUCUCAUCUAACAUCUCUGGAGAGACCUGAAAGUAGCUGUGCAGCAACACUCCCCAUCCAACCUGACAGAACUUGAGAGAAUCUGCAGAGAAGAAUGGGAGAAACUCCCCAAAUACAUGCGUGCCAAGCUUGUAGCGUCUUACCCAAGAAGAUUUGAGGCUGUAAUCGCUGUCACAGGUGCUUCAAGUACUGAGUAAAGGGUCUGAAUACUUAUGUAAAUGUAUAUUUCAUGUUUUUCUUUUACCUGUUUUUGCUUUGUCAUUAUGGGGUAUUGUGAUGUCAUUAUGGGGUAUUGUGAUGUCAUUAUGGGGUAUUGUGAUGUCAUUAUGGGGUAUUGUGAAGUCAUUAUGGGGUAUUGUGAAGUCAUGAUGAGGUAUUGUGAUGUCAUUAUGGGGUAUUGUGAUGUCAUUAUGGGGUAUUGUGAUGUCAUUAUGGGGUAUUGUGAAGUCAUUAUGAGGUAUUGUGAAGUCAUUAUGAGGUAUUGUGAUGUCAUUAUGGGGUAUUGUGAUGUCAUUAUGGGGUAUUGUGAAGUCAUUAUGGGGUAUUGUGAAGUCAUUAUGAGGUAUUGUGAUGUCAUUAUGGGGUAUUGUGAAGUCAUUAUGGGGUAUUGUGAUGUCAUUAUGGGGUAUUGUGAAGUCAUUAUGAGGUAUUGUGAAGUCAUUAUGGGGUAUUGUCUAGUCAUUAUGGGGUAUUGUGAUGUCAUUAUGGGGUAUUGUAAAGUCAUUAUGGGGUAUUGUAAAGUCAUUAUGGGGUAUUGUAAAGUCAUUAUGGGGUAUUGUAAAGUCAUUAUGGAGUAUUGUAAAGUCAUUAUGGGGUAUUGUAAAGUCAUUAUGGGGUAUUGUGAUGUCAUUAUGGGGUAUUGUGAAGGUUGAUGAGAGGAAAAAAGUAUUUAAUCAAUUUUAGAAUAAGGUUUUAACGUAACAAAAUGUGGAAAAAGUAUAUUAGUAUAUUGAAAAUGAAUCCACUAGGUGUGAUGUACUACUGAAGUCCACACAUUUACAUUAAGAGGAGAGACAGAAUACAUCUUGUUUUUAUGAUGUUUGUAAAGAUGAUUGCAGUGAUGAUUAUGUUUUUGUUUGCAUAUACUACCAAUGCAUGUUUGGACAGUAGGCCGCAGGGACUAAAUGUGUGCGCAUUAGGCUAACUAUUAGCUUUCUGGUGUUUUCCAUAUUGUAUUACUAUGGUGUGUUUAUGUUUGUUUGUUGAAAUCACAAAAUGAAUUUCCAUGUAAAUGGACAAGUAAAGUAUACUUCAUAUCAUGUACUAUUUAAAUUACAUACCAAAAAAAUGAUUGAAGUGGUUCUAUUAGGUUUCAGAUAUAUUUCUGGUUGUCAGGUUCAUCUACAGUAUGUCAAAACAAGACUCUAUUGUGUACAAUAAUGUUGGGUAAAUGAUACACUGCAUUAGAGAGUCACAAUAACAUUACAACCUGUUCUCGCUGUUGCUUUAGUGUCACCCUAUUUCCCUGGAUUUCCCUGGAUUUGCAUCUGUCUGAACAUGUAGAGCCUUCUUGGGUAAUUCAAGAUGUGAGUCUCAUGUACUGUACACUGGCGUUGUGGCAGAGUUCCACACCACAGUACUGUUCCGUCUGAUCACUGAUUAUCUUCAGGUAGGUGAGCACAUCGUUAGUUCACUUGCCUCUUCUUAUCCUGCUCUGUUUUAUGCAUUGCUUCAUCAAGGUACACUUCAAAUAAAUUAGAAUGGGUUUAUAAGUAUAGUUCAUAAAUGGUUAUUUAUUUGUUUAUUGGUUCUAUAGUAGCUAAAUGUGUAAUAAAGAGUUGUAAAAACAUU
Oncorhynchus keta (chum salmon) is the source of this 4918-nucleotide messenger RNA. Its product is annotated as P2Y purinoceptor 14-like. Gene Ontology annotation, biological process: negative regulation of adenylate cyclase activity; G protein-coupled receptor signaling pathway. The transcript has 2 exons. Bases 289 to 1359 code for a protein of 356 amino acids. Gene Ontology annotation, cellular component: membrane. NCBI's taxonomy places the organism in Eukaryota, Metazoa, Chordata, Actinopteri, Salmoniformes, Salmonidae. Gene Ontology annotation, molecular function: G protein-coupled purinergic nucleotide receptor activity. The record is from RefSeq and is a predicted model, not a curated record.